UAUUCCAAGUCUUCGAACAGCUCAAUGAAACGAAUUGUUGAUAGUUCAGAACACCUGUAAUGCGUGGCUUAUUACAAGUGUAAAGAGUGUGUGCGAUAAGAUCGGAGUAUUAUAACCCCAAAACGAUCAUAGUAUCACAAAAUUUAACCUCACUUUUCCUGAUUUAACUUUGCUUGAUCAAACCUAUUGAAAGUUAUUUUAUCAUUGCUUUUUCUAAACUGGUAAAAAAUAGUUGCAGAUUACUUUUGAAUCGUACCAAUGAAUCUCGACCCCUGUGUUAUCUGUUUCAAACACUGUUGUUCAACUUCUAUCUAUUGUAAACAAGUACCAGCUAUCUGUCCCGUUUGUAAUGCAACUAUAUUAGAAUACUUAUUGGAACCAUUCCGUCUACCAAAUCCCUUUGUUAACGCCAGGGAAUAUCCAGUGACAGUUGUACUAAGACCAUCGCGAGGCGAUUUUUUGAACGACUAUACGAUUACCGAUGAUUUGCAUAUUGGUGUGGUAGAUUCUAAGGGGAAUAUAUUUGAGUAUGAUGAACCUGGAGUGAUAAGGAAUGACUUUUCUAGCUGGCUAAACUGUCUAGCAUUUAACAUUGUACCUGAGUCUUGGAGCGAUCAUUGGGACACAACAAUACAAAAAAUAUCAAAUGACAAAAAAUGGUCUCGCCAAAAUUAUAACCAAGAUUCUUUAAACUGCUUCAAUUUUGUUCUUGAAUUUUUAACACAGUUGAAUUAUAGCGGUGCUUUAUUUGCUAGCAAAGAGGAAUUUUGCGAAAGCUUUGUUAUUCCCAAAUUUCAGGAUGCUCUGAAGUUUCUCACCCUUUACAGACGGCUCAAAUAUGUUGAUCAUUUUUGCGGAAAUUAUUAUUUAUACCUGCCUGCGUGAAUUAUUUCUAACACGAAUCCUCGAUCUUUGUCAGAACUAAUAUAUAGCUCAGUAAUCACUUGCAGAUAACUAAAAGAAAUUAUUUCUUCUGU
Diprion similis is the source of this 977-nucleotide messenger RNA. RefSeq names its product MKRN2 opposite strand protein. Bases 259 to 885 code for a protein of 208 amino acids. The record is from RefSeq and is a predicted model, not a curated record. The transcript has a single exon. Lineage: Eukaryota; Metazoa; Arthropoda; Insecta; Hymenoptera; Diprionidae.